AAAUGAUAGUUACCCAGCAGCUUGGCGAUUUGAACAUCACACAAACGGGCGCAACGGCGUACUCGCAAAGGUGAGCUCUGCGGCGGCGGCAGCGUCACGGCAAGCCCAAGCUCGGACGCGCCGACUAGCAGCAUCGUGUCCACUUCCGCUUCUUUCCUGCUGAUUGCGAACGCUAAUUUGAACGCUUGGCGCCUAGCGACGACAAGAAAGGACACAGGCGCAACCUCUAGAGCCGAGGUGUGCAUGAGGGGCGACGCGGCUGGCGAGUUGCUCGCAGCGGCGGGAGGCGGCGUCGCCGACACCGGCGCGGGCGGCGCCGGCGGCAGGGCUACCGGUGGCGACCGCGCUGCCGCAAUCAACGGCGGUGGCGGCGGUGACGGCGGCAGCGGCCAUAUGAGCAGCGGUGGCCAUUCUACCCGCGGCGGCGGCGGCGGCGGCGGCGGUGGCGGUGGCGGAUUAAGCAGCCUGGACGGGAGUUGGGCGGCCGUAGACGACGGCAGUGGCAGCGGCGGCGGUGGCGCUGGCGGCGGCGGCGGCGACCAGGCGAGUGCUGGCAGCGCCUCUGUCGCGCCGUCGGCGUUGUCAGCGCCGUCGACGCUGUGGCUAGGCGAGCCGGCGAUUGCGCUGCCGGCGUCGGCGUCCGCGUCGGCGCAGCGACAGCACUCGCCUCCACCGCAGCAGCAGCAGCAGCAGCAGCAGCAGCAGCAGCAGCAGCAGCAUGGGAUGGAGGUAGAAGCAGAGGCAGAGGUUGAGCAUCAGGGGCAGGGACAGCAGGGCCGGGGUCAAGAGGCGGUGGCGGCGGAGAUGGAAGCGGAGGCGGAGGCGCGAGGCUCCCGCAGGCGCAGAAGGGUUAGCGCUGGUGACGGCGGCCGCGCCGGCGGCGGCGAUGGAGCUGUGGCAGGCGCGCCGGCGUCGGCCCAGGCGCAGCUCCUGCAGCAGCAUUACGCCGCGGAGGCCGGCGGUAGGCUGCGUGCCCAGGCGGGGGAGCCGCAACAGGCGCAGCAUGUGCCAGGCCUGUUAGAGCUGAUGACGGGGAUGGAUACGGACACGGCGGCGGCGGCGGGGGCUGUUCCCGCGGCAGGCCGCACCAGGCCCAGUGGCGGCGGCCCAGCGAUCAGUGGCACUGGCGAAACGACUGGGGGCGGCGGCGCCGGCGGCGGCGGUGGCAGCGGCGGCGGUGGCGGCGGCGGCGGCGGCGUCACGCGGCGCAUCAGUGGCGCCUCCACCAGUCGUGAGCCUGUGGUGCGGACGGAGAGUGAGAUCAUGGAGGAGGAGAUGGUGGCCAGCGGCGCCAGGCCGGGCGCGGCCGCGGCUCGGGCGGCGGCGGUGCAGGCUGCAGAGGCCGCAGAGGCGGCGGUCACGGGCGGCCGGGGGCGGGAGCGCGAGCGGGAGCGGCGGUACCCGGGCACCUCGCACAGCAGCAGCAGCCGUCGCGGCAGUGGCGGCGGCGGCGGUGGCACCGUCACCGGUACUGGCACCGGGGCCAGCAGCGGCAGUAGCGACAACCCGGCGGCCGAGCUGCUACAGCGCUUCCUGUUGGACGAGGCGCAGAUUGCGUCGCCGGUGCUACGGCCGCAGGUGGCGGCAACGGCGCCGCCACCACCACUGUCGCUGCUACAGCCAGCGGCUGCAGUAGCAGCACCCAGAGGUCAGGGUCGGGGCGCGGCUACGGCCGUUGCGCCGGCAGCGGCCGACCCAGUCCCCGGCCCGGGCUCCUCGGCCGACGCCGUCGCUGGCGGCAGCAGCGUGGGGGGUGGGGGCGGCGUCACUGAGCCGGGCGCUACGACGCAGCUACAGCCCCUGCUGGCGCAGCUACAGCCGCAGCGGCAGCCGCAGCAGCGACAGACGCACGGGUCGGACACGCCCAGGCUGCACCCCCUGCCCUCGCCACCACUGCCGCCGCCGCCGCCGCUGCCGCCGCCGCUGACUCAUGCCGCGCUACUGCCGGGCGCAGCCACCACGGCAGCUGUAGCAGCGCCACCGCCGGCCGUGCCCCUAGACAUGGAGCCGGCACUGUCGCUCGCGUCCGGCAUAUCCGCCGCCGCCCCCGCCUCGGAUGUUGUGCAUGCCGCCGCCGAGGCGGCUGCUACUGCAGCCGCUGGCGCCACUACCCCUGAUGAUGCUGCUACUGCCAGUCCUGCUGCUACUGCCUACAGUGCGCUGGUGCACCGGCCGGAUGAGGUUUUGCAGGAUCAGGACGCAGAGGCGGCGGAGGAGGCACUGGCGGCGCUGCGCCGGUCGCGCUGGCGGCAGGAGUACAGCCGCGUCAGCUUCGAGGUCUCAGGCAUCAUAACCCAGCCGCCGCCGCCGCCGCCGCCGCCGCCGCCGCCGCCGCCGCCGCAGACGCCUGCAGGGGCGCCAAUGCUGGACCACUAUAGCGGCGGCGGCGGCAGCAACAGGCGCGUCGGCGGCGGCGGAGGCAUGCCUGCAGUCUCGGAGAGCCCGGUAGAGGGCGAUGAGGCCGGCCGCGGCGCUAGUGGGGCUGGGGCUGGGGCUGGGGCUGGGGCUGGGGCUGGGGCUGGCGGCGGCGGCGGCGGCGGUGGCAUCGCCGCGGGGCGCUUCGGCAGCGCUGGCAGCACGUGGACUGGCGGCAGCGGCGGCGACACGGAUGCACUGGCGCCGGCGGGUGUGCACGAGGCCUCGGAGGCGGCGUUGGACGACCGAGAUAACGAAUUUGAGUUCGCGGUGCCGCCGUUGCAGGCCACUCCCACCAUGCGGCGAGUCCCGCCGUCAGUAUCCGCGCCGUCGGCGCUUCCGGCGCUUGCGACGGCGGCGGCGCUGGGCGGCGGCCGCAGCGCCGCCGCCGGCGGCGGCAGGGCUGGCAAGGGCAGCGGCGGUCCUGGCGGCGUCAGGGGUGCCGCUGCGGGUGCGGCAGCAGCGCCGCUGCACCGUCGCGGUGGCGGCGGCGGCGGUGGGCGGAUGGUGCCGCACUGGUACUUCUUAGACGCUGGCGGCGGUGCGGCUACUGGUACGGAUGUGGAGGACCCGGCGGCGGCGGCGGCGGCGCGGCAUGCGGCCCUGUGGCGCGAUGCUGACCUGCACGGCGGCACACCCACCACAGUGGACAGCGGCGACGAAGCGGCCAGGUCGAUAUGCACCGAGAAUGAGGAGAUCCUGCCCGGCCAAGACGCGGCCUCCUUCGCGCACCACAGCGCUCUCCAGCUGGCGGCGGCGCGGGCGGCGGCUGGUGCAGAUGACGGCGGCGGCGGCGUGCCGAUGCAUGCGCUACAUCCCCACAGCAGGGGUCACGGCGGUGGCGGCCUCGCUUCCGCUGCCUAUGGGCUUAGUGGUCGAGGUGUGGGUGGCGUGCGCGGCGUCAGCCGGAAUGAAAGGGAGGAGGAAUGGAGCUUCGGAGUGGCCCGGGCUGGGGCGGGAGCAGGGGCGGCGCAAGGGGGACCGGCGCGAGGCGGGCCGCAGCAGCACCAGCCGCCGCCUCAGGCGGCGCUGCCGCAGGCUCAGCAGGUUGUGCACCCAUACGCGCAGUAUGCUCAACCGCAGCCGACACCGCAGCCGACGACGACGCAGCAGCAGCAGCAGGUGCCCCAACAGCCCCAACAACAGGGACACCACCACCAACACCACCACCACAACCUGCCGCACCUGCCGCCCCCCGGGGCUCGUGCCGGGGGCAGCGCCAGCUUAUCCCGGCAGCAGCACGGCCGGCCCCUGAACCACCCGCCUGCUGCUACAACCGGCGGCGGCGCCCGACCCACAUCGCCAGCACUGGCGGCAGUAGCACCACCACCGCCACCAGCACCGCUGGCUGUGGCAGCUGUAGCCCCGGGGGCUCAUCAUGGGGAGCGCACGUAUCGCGGUGCCACGCACCCAGCGAUGGGUCCAGAGAUCAGCGCGCGGACUGGAACCCCGGAUAGCGGCGUCCGUAACAGCAGCGGCAGCGGCGGCAGUGGCGGCACAGCUGGCACCGGCGCCCAGGGCCGGCAUGCUACAGCCGUCUGCCGACACCCACCAGCACAGCAGCUCCCGCUGCAGCCGCAACAGCCGGCUGUAGCAGAGCAGCCGGCCGCGCGUCGGGCAGUGGGCGGCGUGCCACUGAGGCCGACGGCGCUGCCAUCACCGCCGCCUCAGCCCCAGCCGCCGCACCACCCGCCACGUCACCGUGUCAGCUUCGGCGCCUACGGCGGCCGAGCCGGCCCGCGCCCGCCAUCGCCAUCGGCAUCGCUGCCGCCAGGCCGGGACGCUGGCGGCGGUGGUGGCGGCGGCGGCGGCCGCGCCGGCAGCCGCGUCAGCUGGAGCGGCGCCAUCGGCUCGGCAGGCCUGAGCGGCCAAGACAACGAUAGCGGCAGUAGCACCCAACAGCUGGCGCCACCGGCGGCGCCAGUGGCGCCGCAGCCGCCGCGCCGACGCACUGGCGGCAUCUUGCGCACGGGUUCCGUCGCCUCCGCCACUUCGUACCUGUCACACGGCAGUGCCAUCCCGCCGCUAGACGACACGAACCCGCCGCACCCGCAUCCGCACCCGCCAUCGCCCUACCUCCCCGCGCAACAGCAACCGCACCAGCCGCCGUACACUCGCAAAACCGUCUCAUUCUUUGAUGAUGAGCAGUACGAGCCGCCGCAGCAGAUCUGGGGGCGCCGGCAGUACGGUGGCGGCGGCAGUGGCGGGCGCCGCCGCAGCAGCAGUACGUAUGACGAUAGCGGUGCCAGUGACUACGGCAGCGAUAGCGCCGCCAGUGAGGCUGCUGGCGACGCCGGCGGCCGCGGGUUUCGAGAUCGCGACCGAGAUGGAGAUCGCGACUCUGGUCCCGAUGUCGGGCUGUUGUACGACGUGGCUUUCGGCGGCGGGACUGGAACUGCUGGCGGCGGCGGCGGCGCCCUGCCGUACGAUGUUGGAUCGGAGCGGGGCUCGACGUCUGAGGUUACGGACGUGACGGAGCUAACCACCUCAACCACUGCCGGCGCGCGAUACAGCCGCCUGCGCUCUUACCUGGCCUCCGCCUCCGCGGCUGCUACUGCCGGCGGAGGCUCCGGCGAGGCUGGUGCUACAGCCGCGCCGCCGGCGCCGCCCAGGGUUGGCGGCGGCAGCUGGGAUGACCCCGGCAGUAGCAGCUACCGGUCGGAGGCGACGCUGACGUGGGGCUCGCCGCCGCGGCAUCCGAAUCUGCCUGCUACUGCUACUGCCGCGGCUGCGCCGGUGCCCGCACAGGGUGUGCCACGGCAGCGGCAGAAGCAGGCUGGGCAGGCGCCGCGGCAGGCGCCGGUGCCGGUGCCGGCGUCACCGUCAGCGGCGGCGGCGUCAGCUGGAUUCCACCCCAUCCUGGGCAACAUAAAGCUACAGCUGCAGCCGCAGCCGCAGCCGGAGCUUGCUCCCACGCUCUAUGCGGGACCUGUCGUGCCUGCGGCGGUGCCGGCUACUGCUGCUACUGCUGGACCCCCCCUGCCGCCCACUGGCAGUAGCAGCGGCGUCGGCGGCCAGGCACGGGACUGGACGUUCACUCGCACCACGCAGUUCGGGAGGGCCAGCUUCGAUGUGCCGAUGGCUGCAGCAGUGCCGGGUGGCAGCGGCGGUCGGCUGUGCGCGCUCGCUCCCUACGGUGCUACUGCGGCUGCAUCGCAGCCCGGAAGCGGCGCUGCCGGCCAGCCGAGCGCCGCCUUUGGCAGCACCUACACUGCCGGCGGCGCCGCCUCGAUCGGCGGAACCGGCUCGCAGGCUAGUCCCCUCGCCUCAGUCACCAGCCACCAGCAGCAGCAGCAGCAGCAGCAGCAGCAGCAGCAGCAGCAGCAGCAGCAGCAGCAGGGUGCUACUGCAGUGCAACUGCUACCGCCGUACAACAGUUGGCCCGUCACGGCAGUAGCAGCGCGGCCGGCGGCGGCGGCGCCGCCGGCUGCAGCAGCAGCAAACCCACUCUCCUCACCGACACCGGCACCGGCUGUCGCAGGGGACCCCAACCCAAUGACAACCACGGCAGUUGCACCCAUGUCUCCAGGCGGCGGCGCGCCGGCUGCUACAGCCGCCGCCGGCUAUGGCGCAUUUCAGCAACCGGCGGACUUGCUGUGGUCGCCAUUUGCCACGCCGUCAGAAGGUCGCUCUGCGCCGCCGCCGCCAGCGGGGAUGCCGCCGGCUGCGGCGGCGCCGCCGCCACCCGAUGCGACCGGUCCGCCUGUGCACCCUAUCCUGUCAGCUGGAGCUCUGGCAGCGGCGGCAGGCGGCAAUGGUGGCGGCGGCGGCGCCAGUGUCAGCGGCGCCAGCGGUCCCGGCGGCGUGGCGGCAAGCGGCGCUGCUGGCGGUGUCCCGCCGGCGCCCCAGGUGGGACGGCGGCUGCCGACGGCGUUGCCGCCGCCGCCGCCGCCUGCGCAAUGGCCGCCGCCGCCUGACCAGGCGCAAGAGGCGGAGGAAGAGGGAGGGACGGGGUACAUGGGAGGAAUGCGCGUACUCCGCUGGCGGCGCAGCGGCGGCGGUGGUGGCAGGCGGCUGUCGCCUCAGCCGGAGGGCCAAGAGGAGGAAGAGGACGCGGGGCAGCGGUGGCAGCGGCAUGCGGUGGAUGAGGAGGCGGAGCUGGAGGCGGAGAGGCAGGCGGUGAUGGCAGCCAUGUUUCAUCAGGACCAGGCGGGGCGGACGGCGCCAGCAGCAGCUGUGGAAUCCUAUGCCGCACAACAGCCCGUAAGGACAGGUUCCAGGCCUGGUCCGGUGGCGGCGGCCGAGCCUACGGCAGCAAGGCAGGUGGCUGUGACGGCCGACGCGCCUGUGCUGGGCAUUCCCGUGCAGCAACAGCCCGUUCAGCUGCAAGCCAUGCAGCUGCGGGAGCAGCAGCAGCAGCAGCGGCAGCAGCAGCAGGAGCCGGCCGUGGGUGUACCGGUGCUGGAUGCCGCUUCCAGCCUGGUAUUCGUGCGGUCGCCCGGGCUGCUACAGCCGCUGCAAGAGCAGCUGCUACAGCCGUCGCAGCAGCAGCAACUACUGCCGCCGCAGCCUCAGCCGCCAUCUGCGCCACCGCCGCCGCAGCCGCAGGUGGCGGCGCGACAUCCGGCCUUGGUGCCUCCGCCGGCGCCGCCGCCAGCAGCAGCUCAGUCCGCCGCGCCGCAGCCGCCGCUGGCGCCGCCGCCAGCCUUUGUGGCUGUGCCCGGCAACCAACCAAUUAGUGCUGCACUGCCAGCGGCUGCUGAGCCGGCGCCGGUCCUGCAACCGGCCGCAGCAACAGCGGCGCCCCUUGACGCUGCCGCCAGCAGUCACCAGCGGCACCUAUCUCAGGGCAGCUCGCGGGACCUAGAGCUGGGCUUGGGUACAGUGUCCCAUGCCGCUGGGCGCCGCCGGCGGGCCGACGCAGCCGACGCGAGCUCAGCUGCGAGCAAUGGCGUCGGCGAGGCCGGGGAUGCAUUAGAGGAUGAGGCAAGCGAGCUGCGCGACGGAGACGGGCGGUGGCGGCAGGCGGCAGCGGCGACGGCGACGGUGUCCCGAGCCACAUCCGCCACACCGCCGCCAGGGUGUGCUGGGCGCGAGGCGCGAGGCGAGGACGAGGAGGGCGAUGCCGCUACAGCCACCGCUGCUGCUGCUACUGCCACUGGGGUGGCGCCGCCGCCGCUGCCCGCACCGCGGGUGGUGCUGGCGGCUGCGGCGCUGCCGUCGGUGGCAGCAGGCGCCUUGCCGGCGCCUGGCGGCGGCGGCGGCGCCGCCGUCGCUGCGCCCCUGCUACUGCCGCCGGCGCCGCCAGCAGCGGCGGCCCUGCUACAGCCACUUCUCGAGGUCGAUCGCGAUGUGGCGCUGACGGCGCCAAUGUACUUGCUACAACUGGGCCCGUCGGGUGCGGCUGUAGCUGCAGGCGUCGCACCGCCGGCGGCGGGCGUGACGGCGGCUGCGGCGGGGCUGCCGGGUUUUGGCGGCGGGGUUGCUACAGUCGGCGGAGUUGGCAGCGGUGGCGCCGUGACGGAUGGAAGCGGCAGCGCUACUGGAAGCGGCGGUUUGGGGUCGGGUGUGGACCUGGAUGUGCGUCCCAGCGUCACCCUCCGCAGGCUGUCCAUAUCACAGGCCCGCCCGCACCUGUCCACAUCAGCAUCAGUACCGCCGCCGCCGCCGCCAUCACAGCUGUACGGCGAGUCUCACAGCGAGCCAUUGCCCAGCACCGCACGUUACGCCGCGCUGGCCGGCGCCGCCACUGGCGCGGCGGCGCCGCCGCCGCCGCCGCUGCCUGCGGGUGCGGCUGCCGUUACAUCCGGUGGGAGCGAGGAUCCGCCGCCAGCCCCGACGAGCCCGCGCGCAGCGGCGUUGCCGCCACAUCCGCCGCCGUCGCCGCCGCAGCCGUCCCCACAAGGGAUGAACCUUGCUCCCGGGUCCUCCCCGCAGUUGCCAGCGGCAUCGCACUCAUCCAUCAGUGCAAUAGGCAAGACGGUAGACAGCGCGGCCAAGGCGCCCAAGGCGCUGGCUGGUGAUGAAGAGCUGGUGGCGGCCGAAGCCAAGGCAGCGGCGGCGGCGCCGGCGGCGGAGCAGCAGGAGGAUAGCUCGGAGCCGGCCACGCCGCGGUACGGUGUGCUCGCCGGCGGUAGCGGCCUCAACUCGCCCUUCAUCGACACGCCCUCCACCUCGCUGGCCGACGCUGGGGACGGCCACAUUGCCAGUCCGGAAUGGGCGGGCGUGGGCCGCACCUCGCUAUCGCUCGGAACGCAGACCAGCAUGCCCGCAGCCCUGCCGCUGCCGCUACUGCCGCUGCUACCCCUGCCCGGCCCCAUCCUCGCUGCCCACAGCGUCCCGCCCCUCCCAGCUGCCACCCCGGCUGCGGACACCGCUGCUACAGCCACACCCAUCCAGCCGGCGGCCGGCGGCACUGGCAGUAGCAGCAACAUCCAGGCCGCGGCUCCAGAUACAGCCACAAUCGCGCCUGCACCUGCUACAGCUCCGCCGCCGCCACCGCCCCAGCGCCUUGCGGCUGCAGCAGCAGCUGGCGGCGGUGCCCCUUCCGCCGCCGCUGCCGGCGGCAGUAGCACGCCUCUGCGACUGGUGCUACUGCCGAGUGGCGCCUCCACUUCCUCGGGUCCCGGCUCCUCACUGGUGGCUUAUCGGGGCUCGGAGAGCGGCUGUAGCGAUUCCGUGUCACCGCCGCCGCCACGGCCGGCGGCGGUGCCGGUGGCACACUUCUUUCGACACACGUCAUCGUCAGGCGCCUCCACUGGUGGCGAUGCUGGCGCUACAGCGGGUGCAGGUGCGGGUGCUACUGCCGUCUCGCCACACCUUGCUGCGCAGCAGCUGCAGCCGCCACAGCUGCUGCCGCCACAGCUGCAGCCUCAGCCGCCAGGUCUGGAGAUGCGCCCGCUGGUGCCGCCGCCGCCGCCACGGCCCCACGGUCCAAGCGGUCCCGGGAUCGCCGCCACCGACACCGUCAGCAGCUCCCCCAUCACCAGCCCUCCCGGCGCACAACCCGUGCACACCCACCCAUCUCCUCCUCACACGGCCGCCAGCACCACUACCUCCUGCUCGCGUCACGCCGCCGCUGCUGCUGCCAACUCUGCCCUUGCACAGCAGCAGGAGCGUCAGGAGCAGCAGCAGCGCAGCCGCACCGGCGCGGCGCCGCCGCCUCCUCUCCCAGCCGCGGCCCCGCAACCGCCCCCACCUGCAUCCGCGUUUGCCGGCUUCGCAGCCUCACCACUCCCCCCAGAUUCUGCCGCUGUCCGGACCACCGCCAGCACCACGGCAGCUGCAGGGCCACCCCCAGGGUUGCCGCUGCAGCCGCUGCCUCCGCCGUCGCCGGUGCCACGGGCGGAGGCUGCCGAGCCCUGGCGCGCCUCGUCUCCCGCCAGCAGCGGCCAGCGCAGCCUCAGUCUAGGCCUGUCGGCGCCGCUGGCCUCCUCCGGCUCGCUACCAGUGCCCACCGCCGCCGCCACCGCCGCCGCCUCACCUGCCGCUCCUCCCUCCCGGUCCGCCAGCAACGUCAGCGACGCCAGGCGCGGCGCCGCCGACCUGACUGGUGGCGGCGGCGGCAGGGCGGGCAGCGGUGGCGGCGGCGGCGGUUUGGAUGGGGGCGGCGGCGGAUUUCACGACCUGUACGACGAACGGUUGGUGCGCAUGCACCGCUCUGCCUCCGCCGGCCUGGGGUCCAGUCCUGCCGGUGCUGCGGGCGCAGGCGGCGGCAUUGCCGCCAGCCGCAGCCGUCAGGGCUCGGCAAGUCGGCUUGCGCCGGCGGCACCUGUGGCGGCGGCGGCGGCGCCUGGGACUCUGCUGACUGCAGCGGCGGCGCGAGCCACGAGCGGCGGCGCCGCCGGGAGGGCGGCAGGAGGCGGCCGGAAGGCGGGCGGAGCACAACAGGCUGUGGGGGCAGCCGCUAGCGGCGGCCGACAGGAGUCGUCAGCGUUCAGUGCCGGGGGCCUGCUGACGCCGCUGCCGGCGGCAGCUGCCAGCCAGUUCGCCAGCCUGCUGCGUGGCGGCAGCGCGGCAGCCGGCAGCGCCGCCCACCACGGCCCGCGUAGCGACGCCGCGUCCGCGUCUUCGGAAGCCGCUGCGCCGGCGCCGGCACCGGCGGGACCGGUUCCGGAGGGGGGCGCGAGUGCGCCGCCGUCGCCGCCACCAGCAGGUGCAAGGUCGGGGCCAGGAUCAGGCCCUGGAUCAUCAUCAGGGCCGGGGUCAGGAGGGUCGGGCCGGUCCCGUGAUCGGCAUCCCUGGCAGCUGCUGCGGGCCGCGGCCAACGCCGUCGCGGCGGUUGCUGGGAGCUGCAGCGGCAGCAGCGUGACAGGGAGCAGGGCCGGCAUCAGCAGCGGCGGUGGCCGUGGCGGUGGCAAGGGCAGGGAAAGCGCCGGUGCGGCUGGCAGCGGCAUGGGCAGCGGUGGGGCAAGUAGCGGCCCAAGCAGCGUCAGGACCAGUGGUAGUAGCACUACCACCGCCACCACGGGCGCCAGUGGGGACGCGGGUGGCCGCAGCAGCGGCGGCACCGCCGCCGCCGGGAGUAGCGGGCAAGCGCCCAGCAGUAGCAGCAGCAGUAGCCGAGGAGGUGCGCUGCCGCUGCAGCCUGCGACGGCGGUCCGAGACGAGCCAGCAGCAGCACCACCAGCAGCAGCGCCCCCUGUGGCGGUGACGCCGGCGCCGCAUUCAGCAGCACCCACACAAGGGACACAGCACGCAGCACGUCUUUUUCACGCUGUCACUGCUGGUGGUUUGGUAGCUGGAAUUAGAUCCAUAUCGCGAAUCCGAUGGCAGUCACAGCCGCAAGUGCAGCCGCAACCGCGCGCCGCUACGCCUGCAGACCGCAGCAGUGGCACCACAUCCGGUCAAGCGAGCAGAGGCGUUCCUGGCAUAUGGGGCCGUGCGGGACGGGCGCUGCUGCUGAUCCUGAUGGCGCUGCUGCUCCCCUCCCUGAGCCUCUGGAUGCAGCAGACGGCGCAGCCGCUGCCACUGUCGCUGUCACCGCCGCCGCCGCCGCCGCCAUCGCUGUUUGGUUUAGGAACGAACCUCCCUGUGUUCCCGGGCGCUGGCGGCGGCAGCGCAGCGGCAGGCUUGUCACACGCAGACCUUGACCAGCUGAUGAUGCUGACCGCGCCAGGCAGCAUGCUGGCGGAGGUGGAGGCACCUUCACGACUCCAGCAGCAGCAGCAGCAGCAGCCGCUGGCAGCGGCUUGGGGGCAAUGGCCAGCCGCCGCCGCCGGCGGGCUGGACGGCGGCGGCGUGGCGGCGUACGGCGCAUUGGUGUGGCGGCUGCGGCAACACGCCGCCGGCGCCGCCGCCUGGUUCUGCGCUAGCGCUGCUGCCAAUGUGCCUGCCGGCGGAGCUCCUGUGAGCCCGGCGGCCGCAUCGGCAGGAGCAGGGGCUGGCGGCUAUCGCGGCGGGGUGCUGGCGGCCGCGGCGGCGGCGCAGCUGGCGGCGGCUGACCUGGCGGAAGCCAUGGAUGCGUACGGCGAUGCCCUCGACGGUGGCGAGGCCGGCGGCGGCGGCGGCGGCGGUGCUAGGGCUGCGCCGCUGAAUGAGCUGUUGCGCAAGGUGCUGCUGCGGCCGCUGCCUCACGACGAGUACCGUCAAGAGCUGCUGCUGCAGGCGGAGGCGGCGCGGCGGCAGCUGGCGGCGGCGGCGGCGCCGGGGCUGGCGGCGGCGGCGGAGCGGCUGGCGGCGGCGGCGCUUGAGGACGCGGCGGCGGAGGGCGGCCUGGCGGCACACAUGCGGGCCCUGGCGGGCGAUGUGUGGCACGUGUUUGUCGCUGCGGCUUCGCCGGCGGCACUGAAGCCUCGCGCCGAAGAUGGCGGCGCGGAGUAUGCAGAGGCACAGGCGGCGGCAGCGGCGGCGGCAGUGCAGCACCUGCAGCAGCAGCACCUGCAGCGACUGGCCAGUCACCUCCGCCACGCCGCUGGCGCGGCGGAGGCAGGGCUGGCGCCGGCGGCUGCCGUGCUGGCGCGGGCCGCUGACGCCGCCGCUGGUCUGCUGCUUCGGCACCAGACCGCGCUGCGCCUCGCGCUGGAGGCCGCUUCUGCCACGUUUUGGACCUCGCCUCCUGCGGAUUAUGACACCGGCACUGGAGUUGUGGCCACCGACACCUUUGCAGGUGGCGGUGCUGUGGGGAGCAGCAGCGGUGGUGGCAGUGGCAGUAGUGGUGCGCUGCAGGUGUUCCCGGCGGCUUGGUCUGAACACCUGACACGGCUGCAGCGGCUGCAGACCGCCCUCCGGGCUGUGGCGGCGGAAUGCGGCGGCGGCGGCGGCGGCGGUGACGCCGGUGGCGGAGUGGAGGGCCGCGUGGAGGGCCUGGCGGCGGCGGCUGAGAGCCUCCGCGAGCUGCUGCUGGCAGUUGGCGCCGCCGGCACAGCGGACGGCGGCGGCGCCAGGGGCAGCAGCCGCGGAGGUGGCGGAGGAGGUGUUGGCGGGCUGUGCAUUGCUGCCGAGCUGCACGGGCAGGCUGCUGCAGGCGAGGAGCAUGAGGCGGUGGCGCCGGCGCCGGCGCGCGCCUCUGCGUCCCCCGGUGGCCGCACGGCUUGGCGUGUGGUGUGGCGCCUCCAUGCCGCGCCCCGUUGCGGCGACGGCGACGCCGAUUGCGUUGCUCGUAGCGCUGCAGGCUUGGGCGGCAGCCGUAGCGGUGAUGGCGGCAUGGGCUAUGUGGACGACCUGUUGGACGACGCGGCGGCCGCGCGGCGGCUGGCUGCUGCCAACAGACAGGCGCAGCAGGUGGCAGCGCUGGAGCGGGCGGCGGCGCCGGGGUGGGUCUGGGCUGUGGCAGAGCCCGGCAGCCCGCCGCGUGAGCCGUCAGCAGCAGCAGCAGCAGCAGCAGCGCACGGGGAAGAGGCUGGUGUGGGCUCGGGUCCGUCGGAAGGAGCGGGCGGUAAGGUUGGUUCCGGCGGCGGAGGCACGGGGGGGCCGGAGGGGGCGGUUCAGCGGGUGGUGGUGUCGCUGCCGCUUGCGGUGCAGGCUCGUCUGUGGCGCCAGGCGUGGGAGGACGUGGCGGGGGUGUUGGACACGUGUGCAGAGUUGUGUGCCGCGUCAGCAGCCAGCGGCGCGUACGGCAGGCGGUAACGACACGUCUGGAGCGCGGCCGUGGCAGCAAGGCGGUGCUGUGGGGACGACUGAGCGGCGCUGCGGUUGAUGUGCGCCGUGGGCCGGGGAGCAGGCGGCAAGCACGGCACCGGCACUCCAGCAGCACCGGGGGCUCCGACGUCAGGGGUGGCGCCGGCGGCGGCAAGACAGUAGUUUUGGCCGUGACUGGCUUGCGCAGUGCACUGCACUAUUGGUGCUGCCGAGCACGUUGUGGUGGUUGUGCUGGUUGACGGCUUGGGGCGGGGCGGGACCCGAGCGCAUAAGUGCUGUGGACGUUGGUGGGGUACCGUUGCAGCGAGGAGGGGAUUGCUGGUAGGAGACGCGGUCGGCUGGAUAUGCGAUCUAGUUGUGGGCGCCAAGGGCACGUGACACCAGGUGGGCGUGUGUGGUCUCUCGCGCCAGUGGGGUUCCCUUGGAUGCCGGGGCACGAACGUCACCGAUCACCAUGGUGGGCUGUGGCUGCACGGCACAGAAUGACGGGGUUUGCUGUUUGCGGCAUUGCGGCAUUCGCGGUAGUUUGUUGGCCAUAAUGGAGGACGGCGCACGGGGCUGCACGGUGUGUGUGUCUAUGUGUGUGUUAGUUGCCGAGGUAGGACAGCUGACUGCCGACUCCCGAGAUGGGGAAGCUGCCCAGCCUGCUGUGCGCAAUAAAGGCUGUGGGCAGCGGUGAUCAGCUGCAGCUGCUGGCGUGAAGCGGCGCAGGGAACAUCAUAUGGUUUUAUAUCGUUUUAUGCGGCCAGGCGCUCCUGUGCGGGCAGGGGGGCACAGUCCCUGGCAGCCGCAAGCCGGCCUUCAGGGGUUGUCGGGGGUGUGGGGCCGUGAGCGAAGGCGCAGCUACCGCUGGGCGUUGCUGCCGCGCUGCUGCCGUUGCAUUGGAGUCAGGCGCUGGCGCCCGCGGUGGACUAGACGACUGCAGUUGAUUUCCAAAUACUUGGCCUUUACAAUGGGCAUGAUGGGCCAUAAAAGCAUGAAGCUCGGGGGCGUGUGGGUUGGGAGACGCCUCGACGCCGGAGUACGCAGUAAGGUGGAAGUGACUACGAUGCUAAAACAUUCCGAAUUUGUUGUGCGGUUGGCAAUGCGUCAAAGGCAAAGACAACGGUUGCUCGUUCAGUGGAAGCACACGGGGCCGCCGCACACAUGGGGCCGCCGGGCAAACAGUGGAGCAACAAAGAUGCACCCCUUGCCAGAAGUGUUCCUGGAAUCCUGUGGCAGUAACAACACGGGCAGUACAGCGGCCCAGCAACCACAGCGACCGUGCAAGCGGUUCCCCGAGUAGGGGUCGGCGUGCAGAGUGAUGCGACGAACACGCAAGCAGAGCGCGGCUGCGGAUAGUGGCUCCCGCGGCACUAACUGGUGAUAGAUGCACAGUGCACUGGGGCAGUGGCGCACGCGUCCGACCGCCUCCUCGCUGCCAGGCAGGCACGCAACCCACAGAUCGCCG
This is a messenger RNA of Chlamydomonas reinhardtii, 14884 nucleotides long. RefSeq lists its product as uncharacterized. The record is from RefSeq and is a predicted model, not a curated record. The transcript is spliced from 6 exons. Lineage: Eukaryota; Viridiplantae; Chlorophyta; Chlorophyceae; Chlamydomonadales; Chlamydomonadaceae. Bases 244 to 13422 code for a protein of 4392 amino acids.